AUAGAGCUCAGUGGCUCUAAGGCGAUCGCACAGUUCUUUCUGCACCGCUGAGGUGGCAGGUCGCGAAAAAAUAUCAUCUCUCUUAAUAUUUAGUUCUUCCUGAUCUAGUUGAUAGCCCCCGUAUCCGAUCAUGGGAGACAUGUUCCGUAGUGAGGAGAUGGCCUUGUGCCAGCUCUUCAUCCAGCCGGAGGCAGCCUACGCCUCCAUAGCCGAGCUGGGCGAGAGUGGGUGUGUCCAGUUUCGGGAUCUCAACGAGGAGGUCAGUGCCUUCCAGCGCAAAUAUGUGACAGAGGUCAGGAGGUGCGAUGACAUGGAGCGACGACUGCGCUACGUGGAAACCGAGAUGAAAAAUGAUGGUCUGAAGCUGCCUGAACUGAGACAGGACGAGGAGCCGGGAGCACCGAAUCCCCGCGAGAUUGUGGAUCUUGAGGCGCAGCUGGAGAAGACCGAGAACGAACUGCGCGAAAUGUCGGCCAACGGAGCCAGCUUGAAUGCCAACUACCGGCACAUGCAGGAACUCAAAAACGUACUGGAGAACACAACGGGCUUCUUCUCCGACCAGGAGAACAUCAACCUGGACAUCAAUCGCAGGAUGUCGAUCAUCGAUCCUAGCCUGCAACAGGUAGGAGGCCAGCGUGGCCAACUGGCCUUCGUGGCCGGAGUCAUUAAGCUGGAGAAGUUCUUCAGUUUUGAGCGAAUGCUGUGGCGUAUCUCCAGGGGAAACAUAUUUCUGCGCCGCAGCGACAUUGAUGGACUCUGUGACGACGAGGAAACCGGACGUCCCGUCCUGAAGACUGUUUUCGUGGCCUUCUUCCAGGGCGAGCAGCUGAAGCAGAGGAUCAAGAAGGUCUGCGCCGGCUAUCAUGCUUCUGUCUACCCGUGCCCCAGUUCGCAUGCCGAGCGGGCGGAGAUGAUCAAGGACGUCAAUGUCCGAUUGGAGGACCUCAAGUUGGUCCUGAGCCAGAGUGCCGAUCACCGCAGCCGUGUCCUGAGCUCAGCCUCGAAGCACUUGCCCCGAUGGUCCAUAAUGGUGCGCAAGAUGAAGGCCAUCUACCACAUUCUAAACUACUUCAAUCCGGAUGUGACGGGCAAGUGCCUGAUUGGUGAAGGCUGGGUGCCCACAAACGAUAUACUCACGGUCCAGGAUGCCUUGGCCCGGGCUUCGAAGAUCUCGGAGAGCUCCAUACCGGCUUUUAUGAACGUGAUCGAGACCAACGAACAGCCACCUACCUAUACCAGAACCAACAAGUUCACCAGUGGCUUCCAAAAUCUCGUUGACUCCUACGGAAUGGCCUCUUACCGUGAAGUGAAUCCUGCGCUGUACGCCUGCAUCACUUUCCCCUUCCUGUUUGCCGUGAUGUUUGGCGAUCUGGGACACGGCCUGAUCCUGGUGGCCGUCGCCGCCUACCUGAUCAUCAAGGAGAAGCAACUGGCCUCCAUUCGAGAGGAGAUCUUCAACAUCUUCUUCAGCGGCCGAUACAUCAUCUUCCUCAUGGGCAUCUUCUCCAUCUACACGGGAUUCAUUUACAAUGAUAUUUUCUCCAAGUCCAUGAACAUCUUUGGCUCUGGCUGGCACAUGAACUACACCAGAGCAGUGAUUGAGGAUGAGAAUCUAAAGUCGAUCACACUGCGACCAAACGAUACUGUUUGGAAGACCUACCCCUUCGGCAUGGAUCCCAUUUGGCAGAUGGCCGACAACAAGAUCAUUUUCCUAAACACCUUUAAGAUGAAGUUGUCCAUCAUUGUGGGAGUCCUUCACAUGAUCUUCGGUGUCUCCAUGUCGGUGGUUAACUUUGUCUACUACAAGAAGUACGCCAGCAUCUUCCUUGAGUUCCUGCCCCAGGUCUUGUUCCUGCUCCUGCUCUUCGGCUACAUGGUCUUCAUGAUGUUCUUUAAGUGGGUCGUCUACAAUGACACCGUCGAAGGAGCUCUCUCGCCAGCCUGUGCUCCUUCCAUCCUGAUCCUGUUCAUCAACAUGAUUCUGCAAGGCUCCCAGGAUACUCCCGAGCCCUGCAAGGAGUUCAUGUUCGAUGGCCAGAAGACAAUUCAGCAGGUCUUUGUCAUUGUUGCCAUCAUAUGCAUUCCCUGGAUGCUACUGGGCAAGCCUCUGUACAUCAUGCUCAAGCGUAAGACCAGUGGAGCUCCAGAACCCAAGCCAGGUAGUGGUGGUCAUGACGACGAGCCCAUGGGCGAGAUCUUCAUCCACCAGGCUAUCCACACCAUAGAGUAUGUGCUCAGUACAGUGUCCCACACGGCGUCUUAUCUGCGAUUGUGGGCCUUGUCCCUGGCUCAUGCACAGCUUUCUGAGGUGCUAUGGAGCAUGGUGUUCUCGAUGGGCUUCGGCUAUGAUAACUACAUCGGCAGCAUACUCAUCUACAUAUUCUUUGGGGCCUGGGCUUUACUGACAGUCGGCAUCCUGGUGCUCAUCGAAGGACUCUCCGCCUUCCUACAUACACUUCGCUUGCAUUGGGUUGAGUUUAUGAGCAAAUUUUAUGAGGGCGCAGGUUACGCCUUCGAGCCAUUCGCCUUCAAGACCAUUCUGGAUGUCAGCGAGGACGACUAGAGAGUAAUGGUGAUGGCUGAGAUGGCGAAAGGGAUAGUGAAACAGCGCAGGACGCACUAUCCUUCAAGUAUUUUCUGUUUAUUUCGUUUCGUUUCGCUUUGGAUUUUUUUAUACGAAAAAAUAAAUUUUCGUUU
Drosophila bipectinata is the source of this 2697-nucleotide messenger RNA. It is a transcript of the gene Vha100-5, whose product is annotated as Vacuolar H[+] ATPase 100kD subunit 5. Gene Ontology annotation, molecular function: proton-transporting ATPase activity, rotational mechanism; ATPase binding. Gene Ontology annotation, cellular component: vacuolar proton-transporting V-type ATPase complex; plasma membrane; vacuolar proton-transporting V-type ATPase, V0 domain. The record is from RefSeq and is a predicted model, not a curated record. Lineage: Eukaryota; Metazoa; Arthropoda; Insecta; Diptera; Drosophilidae. Gene Ontology annotation, biological process: vacuolar acidification; proton transmembrane transport.